AUGCGCCUUGUCACCGCCCUCCUUUGUGUUGUCCUCCUGACCAGCAGCAGCAGCCAUGCCUUUAGUCCGUUGCAACCCCAACCGGAACAACAACAACAGAGAUCCUCCCAACGUCCAAGUACCACGGUGAUUGUAGAAGAACAAACCGAUGCAGUGACAGAAUCGGUAGUGUCAUCCUUGGAACGUCAACGGGUGGAAUCGAUUCUGCCUCUGACCGAAGCCGAAAUCAAUGCUCGUUUGGCCAUGCAAAUGGAACGACUGCAAGCCAAAGAUCGAACAUCCACCUUUCUGUCCAAACAGGACCUUCAAAUUGUGUACGAAGAUGAAGAUUUGAUUAUCGUCGAUAAACCCACGGGAGUACUCUCGGUUCCAGGUAAGAUUGUCAAUCCUUCCAUGGCGCAGUCUGUAUUUGAUGCCGUGGGAUGUGAAAUGGGACGCAUGGACAUGAUGGUCGUACAUCGAUUGGGAAUGGAUACCUCGGGGCUCAUGGUAUUUGCCAAAACCAUGGAUGCCCUACGAGGCAUGAAUGAGGUCUUUCGAACCCGUGCCAUUGAACGCAAAUACGAAGCACUGGUUUGUGGACACGUUGAAAGUGAUGCUGGAAUUAUCAAUCUACCCUUGAUGCGAGACUACGAAUUCCCUCCCUUUAUGAGAGUAUCCACCGAAAAUCAUCAACGAGCCUUGCUCGAUUUGGAUCCCGAACAACUCCGGCUCCCCAAAAUACUCGAUUUGCCCAAGGACAGUCUCACCAAAUACAAAGUCUUGGCACGAGAAGAUUUGAAUGGACUGCCCGUCACACGAGUGGCUCUCACCAGCUUGAGUGGCAGAACGCAUCAACUCAAUGUCCAUUUGGCGGCAUUUGGACAUCCCAUUGUGGGAGAUGCUACCUAUGGUAUUGACGGGGAUGCCGCAUCCAAUGGGGGUCUCACCAAGGAAGAACGAGACGAGCUGGUACCCAACCCCAGUUGCGCCAGUGACGAGUUGCAACGACGUAUUGCACGAACGGCAAAUGGCAAAAUGUCCUGCAUUCAUGCCAAAUCCUUGAAAUUCUUUCAUCCAACGUUGCAAGAAGAAAUUGCCUUUGUGGCGGAUGCUCCAUUUUAA
Seminavis robusta is the source of this 1104-nucleotide messenger RNA. The record is from the annotation of a GenBank genome assembly. NCBI's taxonomy places the organism in Eukaryota, Bacillariophyta, Bacillariophyceae, Naviculales, Naviculaceae.